Gasterosteus aculeatus aculeatus (three-spined stickleback) is the source of this 4287-nucleotide messenger RNA. RefSeq names its product RAB11 family interacting protein 4 (class II) b (gene rab11fip4b). The record is from RefSeq and is a predicted model, not a curated record. Gene Ontology annotation, biological process: regulation of cytokinesis; endocytic recycling. Gene Ontology annotation, cellular component: endocytic vesicle; recycling endosome membrane; midbody. Lineage: Eukaryota; Metazoa; Chordata; Actinopteri; Perciformes; Gasterosteidae.
CUGUUGCCUGAAUCUAAGCUCUCACUGUGUGAACGCGAGUCGGCCGGCGAACGCAGUCAGCGAGGAAGGGAAAGAGUGUGAGGUGCAGAGUCUGGGCUUGUGUGAGUGUGUGUGUUUGUGUGUGUGUGUGUGUGUGUGUGUGAGUGCGUGUGUGUGCGUGUGAGACACCAGACAGCCGGUGCAGUGUUUUUAAAGGGAACGGUACAUCUGCUCCUCUGCCUCUCUACUUUGGACUGAACCACUAACCAGGACUCACCCUUUGGACUAUCCCAGCUCUACUGGCCUCUCAAGGGAACACCUGCGCGUGCGUGCAGGUGUGUGCGCUGUGUGUGUGUGUGCGUUUGCGUGUGAGCGGAGGCAGCGGACUUUGCCCCCGGUGAACAGUGGAUGACUUCAGUGGACGCUUGAAGAGGGGGACUGCUGACCAUGGACUCCCCUCACUAGUGGACGGGGUCGGUGAGGAGGAGCGCCUUCCGGUCAUCAUGUGCACGCGGCCCGCUCCUGACCUUGUCCCUGAGUGCCAGCUGUUCCCGGGGGAGGUGGGGGGUCCUGAGGAGGAGGCGGCAGACGAGGGCAGGGAGAGGGAGUCGGACAGAGACAGUGCUGUGGAAAGCACCCAGGGUUCGGACACCUCCGACGGGCCGGUCAGACCUGAGGACAAGGAAGACGCACUGGGGCAUCUCUUUUUUCCUGGGGAGAAGUGUGGUCAGACCAGCGUCUCGGUGACCUCUGACCUGUCCUCGGCGUCGCUGAACGAGGAGCAGUUCGAGGACUACGGCCAAGGGGAGGAGCCGGACUACGCUGCAAGCAGCCCGUGCCCGGACGACGAGACUCGAGCGAACGGCUGCUCCGACCUCGGCUCGUCCGUUCCCUCCAGUGCGGGGCAGACUCCUCGUAAGGUGCGUCAGCAUUACAGCGGUGAACUGAUGGACGUCUACUGCUCUCAGUGUAGCAAAAAGGUCAACCUGCUGAACGACCUGGAGGUUCGCCUGAAAAACCUCAAGACUAACAGCCCCAACAGGAAAAUCACCAGCACUGCCUUUGGAAGGCAGCUGCUUCACAACAGCAACUUGAGCAGCAGUAACGGCAGCACUGAGGACCUUUUCCGAGACAGCAUCGACUCCUGUGACAUCGACAUCCAUGAGAAGGUGACUUCUCUGGAGAAGAAGGUAGCCGAACUGGAGAAGGAAAUCCUGAUGAACGUAGAUGUCAAGUCCAGGCUGAAGCAGGAGAACACGCAGAUCGUCCACAGGGUUCAUGAGCUUGAGGAGCAGCUGAAAGACCAGGAGACGCGAGCGGAACAAAGUCUGCAGGAGGGGCUGAGACGACACCGAGAGUCCUACGGCAAGAUGGAGAGAGACAAGAGCACGCAGAUAGAGCUGCUGACCAGCCGGGUGAAGCAGGUGGAGGAGGAGAACAGCGAGAUGAGUCUGAGCUUGAGUCGGCUCAAAUCACAGACAGAGAAACUGGAUGAGGAGAAGCAGAGGAUGACCGACAAGCUGGAGGACACCAGUCUGCGCCUGAGGGACGAGAUGGACCUCUACAAGAAAAUGAUGGACAAACUGAGGCAGAACAGGCAGCAGUUCCAAAAAGAAAAGGAGGCCAUGCAGGAGCUCAUCGAGGACCUGCGUCGAGAGCUGGAGCAUUUGCAGCUCUUCAAGCUGGAGGCAGAGAGGACCGGCCGCACGCGCAGCUCUUCCUCCGGGCUGGCGGACUUCAACAGCAGGACCAGGGAGGUGGAGCUGGAGCACGAGGUCAAGAGGCUCAAGCAGCGAUUUGUGUCCCAGGACUUUCUCCCCCACGACCUCCAGCACCUGGUGUUGUCUGGGGCUCGGCUCCGUCCUGGUCUGAUGGAGAACCAGAAGCUGAGGGAGCAGAACGACGAGCUCAACGGUCAGAUCCUCAGCCUCAGUCUGUAUGAAGCCAAGACGCUGUUCGCCACGCAAACCAAGGCCCAGUCCCUCGCCGCUGAGAUAGAGACCGCCUCCAGAGAUCAGUUAAUGGAGGCCCUGAAGGAGCAGGAGGAAAUCAACAUACGCCUGCGACAGUACAUGGACAAAAUCAUCCUGUCCAUCCUGGACCACAACCCUUCCAUCCUGGAGAUCAAGGGCGAAUAGGAGUGACUCCACUGGAAUGAGAACCGUUCCAGGUCUCGUUUGGGGCGGGGGAUGGGGGUGGGGUGUCAUUCCAGUCGUUUGAACAGAACCUGCGUCAGAAGCCUGUAGAGGAGAGCAGAGGAAAACAGAGCCCGUCCGACCGGCUGGAGCGCCUAGAUGAACCUGCGGCGCCACCUGCUGUUGGUGGCGGGAAGAGAGCCCGUGGAAUGGGACCGCUGCACUGAACUGAAGGGAGCUUCAUUUGUGUUUUUGCUCCCUGACUGCAGGUCAGAGUCUUCUACACCUGCUCUGUUUCUACCCGCCGUCUAUUAUCUAAGCUGUAGUUACUGUCAACGACAAAGUGGAAUAUCCUGCACUAAAGACGCUGAAAUGCACUGGACACAUGCACCCUGCCAUAGCCACUGGAACAACGUGACACACAUGUUUGCUGGUGCAAUGAUCACUCUAACCAUCCACAGGAGCACCGUUUCAUAUGAUGAUUUAAAAAAAUGGAGUGAACCCAGUCCCGGUCUGUGAACUGCUCAUCUUUUCCUCCCUGUCACGUGGGCGUUCUGUAAGUUUAAAGAGAGGAUAGAGGAAAGAGGGAACGGUGGUCAGAGAGAGAAAACAAUAAGGCCCCCUGAGCCUGCAACAGAGCACAGUGUGUCGGGGGGGCGUGCAAGCGAAGGAGCGUUUAAGUAAAGUCGUCGAUGGUUAAUUGAAGGUGAUUUCGUCUCAGUUGUUUCGUGAGAACAUGUCUUCCAGUGAGCUUGCAGUGUCAAUCAGCCCUUGGCCGGUCCGGAUCAAACGAGCGUCACUUUCAGGAGCGGAAGCUGCGACCGAGCGUGCGUCUUUAAACUGUCACUUCCAUGACUGCUAAGUUGCCAGCGAUGCAUCGGUUUGGGGUAAAAAUAAAUAGAGUAUAUCGUUGCUAGCGAUACACCCCAUUGAUGUUGCGUAGAAAUGUAAGGAGAUGAAUGUACAGGGUGUGGGGACCGGGUCACCAAAUCAACUCUCUACGCUCAGUGAAAUCAACUCAGAUAUAUUGUACGUGAGCAGCACAGGAGACUCACUUUUUGGUACAAAAAAAGAGAUAAAAAUGGAAUUGGUAAUCUCAUUCAGUGUUUCCCCGACGGGGAUUGGGGGGGGUAGUUGGAGAACCGUGCAUUUUUUUUUAAUAAUCCCAGACUUUUGUAGGGGGGGCGGGGCCUACUCUAAUAUAAUUGUAGAGGAAACACUGUCAUUGAAGCCUACAGGUUGCAAGUUUUUUUUUCUGGAAACUCUUGAUACUGUAAAUAUAACGAAUGUACAACUGGAUAUUUCACUCUUCCCAUAAGGCCCUAAAUAGCCUUUUGACCUUGAGUCGCUGUAAUUGUUGUCGGUGUAACACUCACGUUGGUACUGUAACAGAGGGCAUUGUUUAGGGGACGGGAAACAAUUACAAUCUGCUGUAUUAUGCAGUUAUUUCAAAACAAAGUUUUGCUUCCUUGCACAAAAGAAAAAACAAGGUUGUUUCCUUUUGCAUGGCUCACCUUUUCUUCUGUCUGUGCCUUCUUUGAGGACAUUUUUCGAGACGACAUCGCUUUAGAUUCACAUAGUUUCUUCCGACGGUACGUUCUAUGUCUACGUCUGACAUGUCCUUGACUUGUAAAUGUUGUAAUUAUAUAGUGAUACUUUGUAUUCAUGUGCCACUCACCGCUCUUUUUUCAGAUUGAUACACUAUAAACUAUUUUCUACAGUUUCAUUGAGAAGGUAACUGGCGUGUUGCUUUUGGCUUUCUUUUUAGAAAAGCAGUACGCAGGCCUGGUUAGCAUUUUGGGAAUAUUUUGUCAACGUGAUGAUUUUUUAUGAUGUCGGGGACGUCAUAUUUCAGUUUACAGUUCUUUGGUAGCCCCUAGUAAGUUCACUGCUUUUCAAUCUGCUUAAAAACGGCUGUAAACUGUCUUCCUAACGUAAAGAUAAUGGUGAGCAUUAUGAGCAGUAGUAACGUAUUUGCCAAUAACUGCUGAUUUGUGUCUUGGGUUGCUUCACAAAUCUUUUUACUUUGCAGCUACUUGUACCAUUCUAGAUUUUGCAAAAAAGGAUAAACUUCACACAAAUCCAUUUCAUGCAGCUCUCACAUUUGGAAUUAUCAGGGCUAUCUAAUGCGAUGUAUUCAUUAUAAACAGCAAUAAAAUGAAUUUUCCAGUGA